This is a messenger RNA of Monosiga brevicollis MX1, 7671 nucleotides long. RefSeq lists its product as uncharacterized. The record is from RefSeq and is a predicted model, not a curated record. Gene Ontology annotation, cellular component: cytosol; nucleus. Lineage: Eukaryota; Choanoflagellata; Craspedida; Salpingoecidae. Gene Ontology annotation, biological process: protein deubiquitination; regulation of protein stability. Gene Ontology annotation, molecular function: cysteine-type deubiquitinase activity; cysteine-type endopeptidase activity. The transcript has 22 exons. Bases 1 to 7671 code for a protein of 2556 amino acids.
AUGAGUGACACUCAGAUUGGUGACGACAUUGAUGUCGAUGAUGGGGAUUUGGAAUCUCUUGAUGUGCCCUCGGAGGACCACAACCUCAAUGUGAAUUCUGGCUUUUCUGAAGACCACACCAUGAAUACUGAUGCCGAUGAAGAUCCCUUUCACCGCAAUGUUGACGCCAUGGAAGACAUGCGUUUGAGCCUCAGGCUCGAAUGUAACCCCAUGCUCGCACAUUACCAGCGCAUGCUCUCAUCCCUGUCAAAAUGCAGCUCGCAGGAGGGUCCGGAUUCGCCGCUGCCCGUCAGCAACCAACGCGACGAAAAGCUGGUGACGAUUCGUAGCGCCAUUGAAGAGGGCGCACCUUACCUUAGUCUCGACCAUCGACUGCUCGAGCCAGAUUAUGAGACCAACAACGUCCAACUCGACCUCAACUGGACUGCACUAAAAACCCUCCAACGCCCCGAGGAUGGGCCUUAUCGUGUUCCAGAGGUGCUCAUGACCACCAUCGAAUCGCAGCUGCAGGGUCGAUGGUCAAUUUUGGUGCUUCAAAAUGAACCCUUGGGGGUAGCAAUGCAGGCCGCGAUCCUAGCGCUCAAUGAAACCGAUGCCCUCCACGCUGACGCGCAACUCAAUCGUUUUUUGGCCGUCCUCCUUCCGGACGCCUUUGACAAGCUUUUGACGUCAAGCGCGCUUUACAAUUGGGAUUUAAGCACCUUUCAGCGCAUUCAGCGGCUCAUCAAUAUACUUCUUCGCCUGUGCAUCAAACUAAUCCCCUACGACAACGUCAUUGUCGGCGACAUGCUUGCCAAGGUCAAGCGAUUGACAGAGAACUUGUUACAUCACCCAUGCUCUGCUGCAGAAAUAGUCAUUCUCACUGGGCUCACUCGGCCGUUCGCGUGCAUUGACGCCGUGGAGGGAAACAUCAUCUCCUGCUUUGAAGCCAUCUUCGCAAGCACCGUCAACUUGGUGGAACACUCCGACCCAUUGCGUGAGGCAGCAGCUGAAAGCAACGCGUGCGCAAAACUGUUGGAGAUGCUGUAUGACCUGGCUCAGGACGCUCGCAAGAACCAGAUCUGCACCAAAAUGGCGUCGUUCAACGCCAGCGCCUUUGUGAUUGGAUCAAUCAUCACCACAUUCUUGAGCGUGCUCUACAAGACGGCAUGCACCAAACUCAAUAUGUCGAGCGACGAGCUGUUGCAACGUUUUUUUGAAAAAUUUCGUGAUUUGUGGGUUCGCGUCAACGCCGAAAAUAACUCCAAGCUGCUCAAGCUCUGCUUUGAGCGUGCGCUGGUUCGAUCGGAUGACGUUAUCAACGUCAUCGUUGCCAAUUUGAAAGCCUAUUGGGCCCAUUGUCGCGAGGUGCUUCAAGAUCAACCUGAGAACGAGGAUCCAGACACCAUCCUUUUGGAUGUCCUUUUUGAUGGUGUGGCGUAUGCUGAAGUUGUUUCAAAGUACCUGGAUGCCAUUGCUUGCAUUCUCAAGGUCAAUUAUGAUGAGCAUCGGCUCUCCUCGGCUCGCCUGAAUCUGGUCCAUGUGCAGCAAAGCCACUUGAUCGGUCUCGACAAGUUGUGGGAACUCGUGGCGGCCUGUUGCUGUUUUGGUCAUCGUGUGCGUUACGCCUUGCGAUUUGAAACUCACGAGUUGGUCAAUCGCAUGUACCCCCCACCCACCCUCUGUGCUGCCUGUGUGUACAGCUUGGAGCACCACCAAUUGGGCUACUUUUUUGAUGUGCUGGCGCGCUUCAUGGGUGCUCUCAAUGCCCUAGGACUUCCCAUGCAAGCUGUUCCCGUACCACCACAACUCUCCUAUGUAGUUUUGCGCGACACUGUGCAUGAGGAACAAGUGGGCUCCGAUGCGGUCAAUCAGAGCGCCAACAGCGUCCUCGACCCUCAAAAGCAAGAGAGCGAAAACGUUGAGAGCUGGACCACUGGAUCAAAACAUGCUGAUGCCCGCCAAGUUGACAAAAACGGUGACAUUCAUCGCAACAACAGAGGCGCCAGUCCAAGUGACACGGGCGAGAAUGGCGACGAUACAAAUUCGGCAAGAACGGGACGACGCGGCGCCCUCUUUGAAACCGACGAAAAUGACCCAGGGCUGCAGGGCAACGAUGAUGACCCAGCUGCAUUUGCGGUUGGCCGCCAAUCACUUGCCGCGGCAGGCACCGUAGUCGGCACAAGCAUGGCCGGGCCCAGCAAUCAUCUGCAACCCUCAUUCGAACCGCAGCAUGAGCCAAUCACUGAAGACAACUUUGACAGCAAUAAGGCAUCGCGUCGAAACUCACUGCAGUCCACGGGUGACAUGAAUGAUUUUGAAGACAUGACCUACGAUUCCCAGUCACUGCCUGCGGAUCCAAGUCGCGCGAGUCCCAUGUCGGAGUGGAGCAAAGAGGCGCCCCCAUUAAUCCAGACUUCCGAGUCAAAAUCACAUCCAGAACUGCAAGGACAAGCACAGUCUGAAGCUGAUGGACUCGAUCGCGUUGACGAGGCGCAAGACGCUUUCCCGCAAAAAAUGCCUCAAAAUCACGAGUCUGACUCGGCAACCACAUCGCGCACGACCUCGAUUGAGCAAUGCGUCGAGCCACAUCAUUUUGAGGCGAGUGAUUUCAUGACCAGCUUGCUGCGUGUUACGCGCUCUUUGGCUAUUUUAGCCGACAUUAUCAAGAGCCAUAACGAUAUGAAUGAGGUGUUGCGCUCUGAGCUCCCCCAUGCGUGCGCACAUCGCGGCCGUGAUGUGCUACUGACUGUUCAGCAGCGUGAUGGCCGCUGUCGCUUUCUUGUUCGCGCACACACCCAUGAACCUGCCAUGUUCAUCCGCAACCAGAUUGCCAACUUCUUGCAGCAACAGGUACAGAGCGUACAUCUGAGCAUCAACGACCAAUACUUGCGGAGCAGCGACUUAUCUAAGUCGCUUCGAGAACUAAGCGUGACAAGUGAUGCCAUUGUAACCGUGUCAGAGGAAAAUGGGCUCUAUGAGCAACACUUCCGACCGUCCGAACAGUGUUCAAGCUUGGCCUUGGUGUAUCGCCUGCGUGCUCUCAAGCAGCUGUUGCAGCCGGCAUAUGUGUGCAACCGAGACGAGGCCAUGACUCAAAUGAGACUUCGCUGCGCAUUCCUCAAGAGCCAUGCCGCCCAGACACUGUUUGCGCUACUGCAGCAACCUUUUGACAACGUGUCUGACGCGCGCGAGGCUUCAUCCUUUCUCGAGAUCAAAGUCAUUUGCCUGGAUACCAUUUUGGAUGUGAUGCGCCAGGCGCUUGCCCCCAGCACAGAAAUUGUUGUGCCGGUAAUGAGUGCAGUGCGCUCGCAAACCGGGGAUUUUCGAGGCACAGCGCUCAUUGAAGACGUAGCGGCAGGGGCAGCUGGCGACGGGGUUGUGGUCAGCUUUCAGUAUCCCAUGCAAGACGGUUUGCAACUGGUGCCAGAAGAAGCCCACAGCAGCGGCGCCCGCGCCAUGCCGAUGGAGCCUGACUUGACGCGCCAACUCUUUCAAAACCGCUCCUUCAAUGAUGAGUUUUUCCAAUGCUGCAAGCGCUUGGUUUGCCAGGCUUGUCGCCAGGAGUUUUCUCAAUCAGGCGAAGAUGGCUCAGCAAUACGAGGCCCGAUGCGACAGGAUUCACAGCUUCUCGCCACUGUCACGCGUCCUUCAAGCCCGGCCGUCCGCCUCAUUCAUCAGCUUGCGCUGGAUCUAAUGCAGCUGAGCGUGCAAGCUGGGUUGACACGCCCCUCAACCCUGGGCCUUGAUGGCAGUGACCGAGACUUUUUACUUCUCGGCCUUGUCCACGCUUCCCCUGCCAUCUUUCGCAGCCGUUUUGGCCGUUUCUUGCGCCACGCAAUGGGUCUGAACCUUGAAGAAGGUACAGCUAGGAGCGACCCGCACCCGCUAGCCGUGGCACCUUUGGAAGAGGCCGAGGUGGCUUCAAUCGCGCAGCGCGUCUUUGAGGUGCUGUACGACGCAGUUCCAGCAUGUUGGGAACCAGCCCCAAGCGAUUCCGGCCGCUAUGAGGAGCUUUUGGGACUGCUUGUCGAUCUGCUGGCACGGACGCAAGUGGAGGCUACCAAGGCCCACGGGGAACCGAUGCCCCUCGAUCCCCAGCACAUCUUUGAGCGCGAGGCGGAGUGGUUACAACGCUUUGUCGCGUGUCGCGAUGCCCGUGCGGGCGCUGCACACGAACAUGGAGAUGACCCUGGUGCUACGGCCCAGGGCGCUGUGGCAAUGAGCGAGGAUGAACAGCAGCCCUUUGAUCGCCAUGAGACGAAUCCGUCACCGGGACGCUUGCAAGCACCAACGCCCAAGGCUUCCACGGCUCGCUUUUUGGAGGGCCAUGUCAAGCUCUUCAAGGAGGCUUUUGGACGCACUCACGCCGAGUAUUGCGCAGCCUUUGUCCAGGAUCAUAACUUUCACAUGUUCCUGCUGACCACCGCUUUGUUGGGUGCGGGCAGUGCGCUGCAAGCGCCACAAGAGGCGCCAACCAGCGCCGCGCCUCUGUUUGUCGAUGCUAGCAUUCGCGAUACUCUCUUCUCGCUGUUGGCAAGCAUUGUGCAAGUGUCCGUUCCUGCGUUGAACGAAGUUUGCACGUGGUGCAAGACCCACAUGCUCGACCCAGUCAUCCCUCAUGGUGUGGGCUGGACCGUGCAAAUCGAGCGCCGCCAACAUGCCGUCGGGCUUCGCAAUGGCGGUGCCACCUGCUACAUGAACUCACUUUUUCAACAACUCUUUAUGCAACCCUCUCUACGCCGUGCCCUCAUCGACAUACCAACGCAAACGCGCGGCUUCUUUGCCCAGCAGGCGCUGGCUCAGAGUAACAGUGAUACGGCUCAGCUCAGGCUCAGCAUGGACGACCGCCUGGUCGAUAAGUAUGUGCACGGCGCGCAAACGGAAAAUACGCUGCUACAACUGCAACGCAUAUUUGCUCACUUGAACAGCGACGCCAAAUCGGUCAGUCUUGGCCCUGAUCUGCUCACUUCUCCCCGCUUGGAACGUAUUCGCGUACACGCUGUCCGGAUCCUCGGAUCCUGCCAUUGCGACUUUUCAGCUCAGUCGAAAUCUGUGGUCUGUUGUUGGCUGUGCUUGGGACUGCAGUUUUAUUCGCCGGAGCUGUUCUGGGCGACAUUCAAAUUGUGGGGCGAGCCCAUCAAUGUGCGAGUGCAAAGCGACGCUGUGGAGUUUCUUCAAACACUGGUGGACCAGACCGACGAAUUGCUGCAAUCAGCUGGUGCGGCGCCAAUUUUGGCGCCCCUCCUCAAGUUUGAGAUGAUAACCCAGAUCAUUGGUAAAUCGUGCCGUCAUACGUCUGAGCGACACGAGGACACCUUCAACCUGUCGCUGCCCGUCAUGUCCCACGACACAAUGCACGAGGCACUGCUGGAUUCGGUCCAAGGGGAGAUGUUCACAGGCGCCAACCAAUAUCGCUGCCAAGAGUGCGGUGUCAAGGUGGACGCCAUGAAACGCUCAUGCAUCAAAACGCUGCCCCCCAUGCUCAUGGUACAGCUGAAGCGCUUUGGCUAUGAUCUGCAAACAUUCCAGCCCGUUAAACACAACGUGCGCUUUGAAUUUCCUCAGGAGCUCGAUCUUGAGCCGUACACUUAUGGUUAUUUGACGCAAAAAGAACGCCAGGAGGCACAAGAGGCGGCCAGUGACGCAGACAAUGCCGCAGAUGCUGUUGAUCUUGGUCCAGCCAACUCUGAAGGGGUUUCCCCAGCGGAAAUUCCGCCCUGUUGCAAGUAUCGCUUGCAGGGUGUGGUUGUGCACAUGGGCAGUGCCAGCGCCGGACACUACUACAGCUUUUCUCGAACUCGCGAGACCCCAACGACGCUGGCUGAUGGGAGCGCUGGCAAAUGGCUCAAAUUUAACGAUGAGCAGGUGACUGAGGUCAUCGUCAAUCGCGAUUUGUGUGAAGACCAGUUUUACGGUGGUGGAACUACUUACAACACAGAGUAUGGUACCUUUGAGAAGAAUUACUCGGCCUACAUUCUCGUGUAUGAGCGCCUAGACGUGCUGGAAGAGCUGCGCCAGGGGCAGAGCCUGAACCCCAGCCCACAACCACCACCAGUACAGACGCCCGCAGAGGUGGCCAUGCUAGAUGGCUUCGAGGUCCCCCCCCAGCUGUCGGCGGAGAUUCAAGCUGGCAACCUGCGGUUUGAGUUUCUUCACCAGCUGCUGUCGCCAUCCUUUGCUGGCUUUCUGACGACUCUGGUGCAACAGGGACUGUACACCCCACCAGUCGUCUUGGCAACACAGGCCCUGCUGCGCGUUGGCUUGCGCGUCGCAACAGCGGUCUGGGCCUCUUCCGAGGAGCUCAUCAAGAGCGUGACAAUGAGUCUUGCCAACCCAAUUUUUGCAGUGGCUGUCCGUGAGGUUCUGGCCGCGGACGGCGCGCUCGUUACCGAUCUCCUGCAAGCCCUUCGUAACGGCGUCAUGCGCUCACGUUUGCUUGAGUUGGUUGAAACGGCCAUGACUAGCCUGCCUGCCGAGUCCGAGAUCAGCGCAGGCUUACGCAUGCCCUAUGGGCCAGUCAUUCAGGCCCUGUUGGCGGCAGACCUACCUGUGGAUCAUGACGGCUGCGCGCCACUUCUUUCUACCUUGUUCUGCAUCCUGCGCCAGGUUCCUGCCGGACUGCGGCCUGACUGUUGCCUGGAUGCCAUAGCUGGCUAUGCAUCCCGUCUGUUGUUGUCUGAAGACGGUUCGCUCAACGGCCCAGGCACGCUGAUACCGGAGGUCUCGGCCAAGUUGCGAGAGCUAGUGAGUAUCUUAUGCCAGUACAGCAAUCUCUGCGCCCACCACGACGAUGAUACUGUCCCCGUGCGCGGCAGCACAAACCCCGACAUCGACAACUUCAUGCCAGGCAAACCACGAGACCGGGUUGAACAGCCCGCUCUCCUUGUAGGAGAGCCGCCGCUGGCACCGUUGUCGGAUAAUCUCGCGCGAGUGAUAUUCCACGCAGAUUUUGUGCGCUUUAUGUUUGACUCGGAGCAGCUGGAAGACCCGGUUUUGGAGCAGGCGUUACUGCAUCUUGCGUUUGGUAAUCGACGCCUCUCACUCAUAAUCUUGCAUGAGUACAUGACGGCAUUUGCCCGGCGCCAGCUGCCCUUUCAAGGUCUGAUGGCUUGGCUCUCGGCCUUUUGGGCUUUGCGCGACGGCCUGGACGAGUGGCGGCAAAAGCUUAUCUUACAUGGCGGUGAGGUGCAAGAUGCUGGAGGUUACGUCGGGUCUGUGAAAAAAACCCGGGGUCUGGUAAAGCUCGUAGAAGGCAAUGAGCAAGUUGCGGUGCGAUACCGCUAUCUGAAGGUGUUGCUGGCACUCGGCGAGCAGCACCCAGGGCUGAUGACGCUUGUACCAGGCUCUGUGUGCCUGGCCUUGCAGGUGGCCGCCGACGAAAUGAAUACGAUUGCAACACCGGCAUACAGCGUCUCCGACAACAACGAAACCUGGAACCAGAAUCGCCUAGUUCGGUCAGAUUCUUUUAGGACGACGAUGACGCUAGUUCGCAACGUUCUGAAGCCCACCGAAACUGAGGCACAAGGCUCUUUGGAGAUCCCAUCGGCGACAAACGGCGAGGCGCAGAGUAAUGGCUCUGCCUUGAAUGAUGAAAAUGAGUUGGUCGGUGACGUCUGGACCUCGAUGCCUAUGGACCGAAUGUCGCCACACAGCGAGACCGACAUGAUUGAGAACGAGAGUGAAGCCUGA